AUGGCAGACGCACUCUGCGGUCCUUCAAAUGCUCUACAGAACUUCCAGAAACAUGCUUCUGUAGACCGGACCCUUCAGCAGGAUAGGGCCUCUACGCGACAGCCUCCUGCGCAGGGAUUUCGCUCAAAUACAUCGUCCCAGGGACAACUAGAUGCAGCGUUCAAUGUUUUCGAAGCUGGUCACUCAGCCCCGUUGCUAGAUCAGCCCAAUAAUAUAAACACCUUCCUUCCUCCGCCUCCCCAGUUCGCGCCCCAGCCGGCUGCCGACGUUUCCAGCUGGGCUACUGAUUUCCAAAACCUACAUAUUGCCGGAACGCAGUUACAGCAACCACUACAUCAGAUCAAAGCUGAUACGCCUACAUUUCAAGCUAGCUUGGCUGGCCGUCACCAUGAGCCCGCGCAUGGGGUACAGCAAACCCCACAGUCAUCCAUCUUCCAUGGGAGUAUGGGUUACCGACCUGGAAUGGGCAUGUUAGGCAAUCCCGGAUUUGCUCGACCAGAUAAUUAUACUCCGGCCGCUACUGAAAGCUUGCAAAGCCAGCCGAAGCCAGCCGAAAUCUUCGACGAUUCUGCCUUUGAAGCGGCAUUUGCGGAGGCCCGCGCAGAAAUUGAGUUACAGGAAUCUGCACGGCAGCAGGAGAAUUUAGAACUAAAACCAGAUGUAUCAGAGGCAGCACCACUUGAGACUAUUAGAAUUGGUUCCGACAAUAUACCCGCCCAGCUUGAAGAAGGAAUGAACGAGUCUGAUGAACUAUCCAAGACCGCGGGAGAGCUACUUGACCGUGUGAGCCAUGAUCAAAGCCAGAAGUUCAAACAGAGCAACUUCCUUGCUUUGAUGAGACAACUCCGUGACCGCGAAAUUGUCGUCGAUGGUGACGAGUUCCGCAAAGUCAGUACUCACUCAUAGUUUCUUUCCUAUACGACCCGAACCAACCCACGCCACGUUCGUUAUAACUGCUGGUACUGGAAUUGAAACGUUGUCCCGACUUUCUACGAUCGUUUUGCGCCCAUACUAAUGGACCUUUCAGGUGCAACAGCCUUUACACCCCGGCGGACCCUUGUACCCGGAACAGAGCAAGAUAUCCGGAAGCCUUCCCGUAGAUCUAGACUCAGCAAAGCACAAUGGAACCAACUCUUCUCCUGGAGCUUGACUGCCAGAGAAUUCCUUAGGACUUCCACAACACCACCGCCCUUAUUUUCUUGAUAUGCGUGCCCCAUCAGAAGCCCCAGAUGAGGACAGUCAUCAGCUGCACGCAGACAAAGACCGUAAUUCCAUUUAUCAAAAGUUACUUUGGAAAUCCCAGCUUGUUGAUCACAGAACACCCAAUCCGCCUGAUUGUUUCUUCCGCACUGAUUUGGACAUUGACCUCCUUGGCUAGGCUCUGGCUUGUGCGUUCUGCUUUGGGGAUAGUCAGAGGAGUGUGAUGAGAAGCAGAGGGAAAGCGGGAGGAAGUGAUGUCCUCCAUAGACCUUUUAUCUUAGCAUUUUUUAUAUUGAAUACCCCCCUUAGCCAGAUGAGCGAAAUUCACUUGUUUCUCACUUCUACCCAGUAUUUCCUUGCUGAGGCCUGGAACUUCCGCUGCUCCAUUAGUUACAUCACCGGUGGGUAUAGUGUAGAUGACUGCAGCAGCUGGAGCAGGAAUCAUCAUGUGGGAGGCAACUAAGCUCCGGCUGCUGGGGAGUUUCCAUUAUUAUUACCUAGUUAUAUAAACUACCUAUUAUGGAGUUACCAACU
This is a messenger RNA of Trichophyton rubrum CBS 118892, 1734 nucleotides long. RefSeq lists its product as uncharacterized. Gene Ontology annotation, biological process: protein import into peroxisome matrix, docking. The record is from RefSeq and is a predicted model, not a curated record. Gene Ontology annotation, cellular component: cytosol; peroxisomal membrane. The transcript has 3 exons. Lineage: Eukaryota; Fungi; Ascomycota; Eurotiomycetes; Onygenales; Arthrodermataceae. The coding region runs from base 1 to 906 and encodes 301 amino acids.